AUGGUGUACAAUUCGUUGACUGAGGCUCCUCACAACCUCAAGGAAGGCAUUGACUGGUUGAUGGCCCUGAGGGGCACUGAUGCUGCCAAAAACCUGUCGGCUAUAGGUGAAGCAAUUCACAAAUUCCUCGCAGACAAGCCUGUUGGCUUCACUGAGGUACCAGCUCUCGAGAAGGUAAAGAGUAUUUCUAAGGAGUUCCUGGUACAAAAGGGGCUUAAGGACCAGAAAAUCGUUAAAAGAGUGCUGGAUAUGAUAAAUGGGUCUGUGGAUGAAAACCCCGGCGUGAUCGCUAAGGCCUUUAGCCUUGUACCUAAAAGCGAUUAUCAGAACGUCGUACAGACCAGAGGUGUGAAGCCAGAAGCUAUCGCAAAGAACUUAGGUAAAGUUGUGGGUGGUUGUGAGAAGUUCUUGGAUCGUAUCAAAACCCCUGACCAGUACAAGUCGGCUUACAGUUCAGGAGCGACGUGGGACGCGUCAUGCGCGAAGGACCCGGAAGCUUGCGCAGUGGUCCUUGUGGGAAUUGCGCCUAUGUUGUACACCGGUUUAAGUUCCUUAAGGGUUGCGUGCAAUGAAGAAGCCUUGGCAUAUGCGCAGUUUGGUAAUAAGAGGAGUAGUUUGGGAGAGAUAUUGGAAGCCGUUGGUUACAAGGAGCCGGAAUGCCGUGCUGGCACGAGUACGUCGGCCGUCUCCUGGGCGUUGAUAGGCGUGAAUAAAGAAAUAUUGACCAUACUCUACGACCUCGCUGGAUUCUGGGCUUUCUAUGGAAUGAAUAAAUCGGGAGCCGUAAGCGCUGUGGAACCUGUAGAACCUACUCAAGAGGAACAAUUCGUGAAACCUGUAGAACCAGUGGAGCACCCCGCAGAAUCUGCAGGAGCGGAACAGCCUGCAGAAGCUAUAGAACCCGUGGAACCUGUACAAGAGGGACAAUCUACAGGAGUUGAAGAACAUGUAAAGGCGGCAAAAGCUGUAAAGGCUGCUAAAAAGGCUGCGAAAAAGGUUGCAAAAAAAGCCCGACAAAAGAAGAAUAGGACCCAGGGUUUCCAGUGA
Molecule: messenger RNA, 1047 nt
Organism: Babesia ovata
Lineage: Eukaryota; Apicomplexa; Aconoidasida; Piroplasmida; Babesiidae
Exons: 1
Coding region: 1-1047 (348 amino acids)
Source: RefSeq, a predicted model, not a curated record